This is a messenger RNA of Ochotona curzoniae (black-lipped pika), 1791 nucleotides long. It is a transcript of the gene PIGU, whose product is annotated as phosphatidylinositol glycan anchor biosynthesis class U. Gene Ontology annotation, biological process: protein localization to cell surface; attachment of GPI anchor to protein. The transcript has 12 exons. The coding region runs from base 195 to 1502 and encodes 435 amino acids. Lineage: Eukaryota; Metazoa; Chordata; Mammalia; Lagomorpha; Ochotonidae. The record is from RefSeq and is a predicted model, not a curated record. Gene Ontology annotation, cellular component: membrane; GPI-anchor transamidase complex.
ACGUCCCGCUUUCCGUCAUCCCACCCUCCCUGCAGCAAGUGUUCUUGGGAGUGGUAGUUUCCACAUCGGGCAGCUGCAGCUCCCGCUACGGCGUCCGCCCGACCGCGAAACUACAGCGGGUGGCGCGCAGCGCGCAAGACUCUUCCGCCUCGCCUGUCCCCGCCCCAGCCGCCCGCGCGCCCGCCCUAGGUAUCAUGGCGGCUCCCUUGGCCCUGGUUCUGGUGGUGGCCGUGACCGUGCGGGCGGCCUUAUUCCGCUCUAGUCUGGCCGAGUUCAUUUCCGAGCGGGUAGAGGUGGUGUCCCCUCUGAGCUCGUGGAAGCGAGUGGUUGAAGGCCUGUCGCUGCUGGACUUGGGGAUAUCUCCAUAUUCUGGAGCAGUCUUCCAUGAAACUCCACUCAUAAUCUAUCUCUUUCAUUUCCUGAUUGAUUAUGCUGAGUUGGUAUUUAUGAUAAGCGAUGUGCUCACUGCUGUUGCCCUCUAUUUUGCAAUCCAGGAUUUCAAUAAAGUUGUGUUUAAAAAGCAAAAACUCCUCCUAGAACUGGACCAGUAUGCCCCUGAUGUGGCCGAACUCAUCCGAACCCCUAUGGAAAUGCGUUACAUCCCUCUGAAAGUGGCUCUGUGCUAUCUCUUAAAUCCCUACACGAUCUUGUCUUGUGUUGCCAAGUCUACCUGCGCCAUCAACAACACCCUCAUUGCUUUCUUCAUAUUGGCUACUAUAAAAGGCAGUGCUUUCCUCAGUGCAAUUUUUCUUGCCUUAGCAACAUACCAGUCUCUGUACCCACUCACCUUGUUUGUGCCAGGACUCCUCUAUCUCCUUCAGCGGCAGUACAUCCCUGUGAAAGCGAGGAGCAAGGCCUUCUGGAUCUUCCUGUGGGAAUACGCCAUGAUGUACGUGGGAAGCCUGGUGGUAAUCGUUUGCCUCUCCUUCUUCCUUCUCAGCUCCUGGGAUUUCAUCCCCGCAGUCUAUGGCUUCAUACUGUCCGUUCCAGAUCUCACUCCAAACAUUGGCCUUUUCUGGUACUUCUUUGCAGAGAUGUUUGAGCACUUCAGCCUCUUCUUUGUAUGUGUGUUUCAGAUCAACGUUUUCUUCUACACCAUUCCCUUAGCCAUCAAGCUAAAGGAGCACCCCAUCUUCUUCAUGUUCAUCCAGAUCGCCGUCAUCGCCAUCUUUAAGUCCUACCCAACUGUGGGGGAUGUGGCGCUCUAUAUGGCCUUCUUCCCUGUGUGGAACCAUCUCUACAGAUUCCUGCGAAACAUCUUUGUCCUCACCUGCAUCAUCAUCGUCUGUUCCCUGCUCUUCCCUGUGCUGUGGCACCUGUGGAUUUAUGCGGGAAGUGCCAACUCUAACUUCUUCUAUGCCAUCACCUUGACCUUCAAUGUUGGGCAGAUCAUGCUCAUCUCUGACUACUUCUAUGCCUUCCUGCGGCGGGAGUACUACCUCACACACGGCCUCUACCUAACUGCCAAGGAUGGCACGGAGGCCAUGCUUGUGCUCAAGUAGGCCUGCUGGGCACAGGCUGCACGGACCUCAUAGGGCGGAGGGGCCUGGAGCUGGGCCCAGCCCUCGAUGCGGAGUCGCCAACAGACAAGGCUCAAGUCUAGGAUCACCAGUCUGUGGCACCAGAGGAGCCCUGUGCUGAGAGCAAGGCCUGUGGGGAGGAGCUGGACGCCUCAGAACCCUUUGUGGCUCUGCACACCGAGGAGCCCCCCACCUGGAGAACAGAGGGUUGGCAGCAGGUGAGCAGGGCUGUCAGGUUGUGGCUGCUUAAUAAAUGAUUUUUUGUUAUAAA